Acanthosepion pharaonis is the source of this 1593-nucleotide messenger RNA. NCBI's taxonomy places the organism in Eukaryota, Metazoa, Mollusca, Cephalopoda, Sepiida, Sepiidae. The record is from the annotation of a GenBank genome assembly.
AUGUACUGUAUUUUGCGUUACGUUAUCAGAGUUCUCCUGAUCGGAGCCCUGGGGACAGUUCUUUUCUGGUGCCCCUCUUGCGAGGGGGGGUUCCAGCUGAGCGUGGUGACCACCAAGAACGGAAGAAUAAGCGGACUUUACGACGAAGCGACAAAUGUCACCCAGUAUCGUUCAAUACCCUACGCUCAGCCCCCUAUCGGCGAAUUACGUUUCAGAGAGCCGCAGCCAGUCCAUCCGUGGCGAGGAAUUCGGAACGGGACCGAAAAUCCCCCAGCCUGCAUCCAGAGACGCCACCCGUUGAACGAUCGAAGACCUGCAAAAAUGUCCGAGGAUUGUUUGUAUCUGAAUAUCUACGUGCCUGGCGUUGACCCGGAAAAUUCUGACAGAAAUUACCCCGUACUCGUUUGGCUCCACGGUGGGGAUUUCAUCUAUGGAUAUAACAGUUAUAUUGAUUUUAGCUUGCUUAGCAAUCGAGGACAGUUGAUUAUAGUCUCCAUUGGGUAUCGCCUGGAUAUAUUUGGUUUUCUUGCUUCUGGAGACGAAAAGAUUAGCGGUAACGCGGGCUUGCUAGAUCAACGUGUCGCACUUGAGUGGAUUCAGAAAAACGUGGAGUUUUUUGGGGGUGAUCCCUCACGUAUUACUUUGUACGGAGAGUCGACAGGUGCAACUUGUGUAUAUUAUCAUAUUGCCAGCGCCGGAGCUAAAGGCUUGUUCAGUCGGGCGAUCAUUGGAGGCGGUGUUUUUAUUGAAGGUGUGGACACUCAAUCGACGUUCAAGGAAGUUAUCCUGUCUGCGAAAUGCGAUGCUGGCACUACUUCAGUUAAGAAUCAAACUGAGGAAGACAUGAAGGCGGGUCAUGGAAACAAAGGACUUCAAAAUGACAUAUUGACGUUUGAUGAACUGCAACAAUUAGAUCCAGUCCGUUGUCUCCAAAGCCGAUCUCCACAGAGCCUGUUGGAAAUAUCCAUGAAGCUACCGCACCAUUCUUUCGUUCCUGUAGUCGACUCACACUACGUAACAUCGAGUCUAACUAAAGCGUUUUCUUUUAACACUGUACAAAGAAGACAUUUCGGGGUGAGCUGUUUGAUUGGGGUUAACAGCGAUGGAGUUCCCAUUAGGCAGACAUGGAACCAUCACAACCGAAUGACUUUCCUUUCGCGUCUCGACGCUUUAGGCGAAACAGGAGCACACACCAAAGAAACAAUAUCUAUUGACUCCUCCAUGUUGAUGAAUGAAACUGAGUGCGGUAAUGGAGAAUUGACUCGGCUUGCCAUUCGAUCGAAGUAUUACUCAGACAGGAAGCCUUACAGUCGAUCCCUUCGUGAUGCUUACAACGGCAAAUACGUUUCUUUUAUCCAGGCAAUCUCCGAGGUAAUGACUUCGCCGCCUGGUGUACCCUUAUUUCUCUAUUAUUUCACACUGAAAUCAUCAUUUGUUAAAACGGGUGAUGGUGUAGCGGCAAGACAAACGGACGAACUUCCUUUCAUCUUUGGCAAUGUUUUGAAAGAUGAAGGGCUCAAUGCGACCUCGGCUGAAAGGAAGCUGAGCGAGGAUAUGAUAAAGAUUUGGUCGAGUUUUAUCGCCGAUGGGUGA